Megalopta genalis is the source of this 5359-nucleotide messenger RNA. It is a transcript of the gene haf, whose product is annotated as leucine-rich repeat and fibronectin type-III domain-containing protein hattifattener. The record is from RefSeq and is a predicted model, not a curated record. Gene Ontology annotation, molecular function: protein binding. Lineage: Eukaryota; Metazoa; Arthropoda; Insecta; Hymenoptera; Halictidae.
AUUCUUGCAGUCUAGUCCGAGUCCGUGAUGUCGAUGCCAUCGAGAGCAAGUUAACGGUUUCGUUGCCAGUUCUGAAGGUGCCGUCGACUCCUCGGUCGAUCUCCUCGAUCCUAUAAUCUCCAGAGAAUUUUUCAAAGUGUUCGCGCGACCGGCCACCGACCGGGCCGGGCCGGGCCGUGCUUCUCGCUUUCAGUUUUUCGUUUCCGCCGGUAGGAACAACAGGUGGGCACCGCGCGACCGACUCGACCGCGAGUCGAACGCAUUCCUCGUUCCUUUCGUACGCGACACACGUCGAAACUAUCAUCGGGAAACGAACGGAACAAAGCGAAUCGUGUUUUCGGUCGUCUGGUGCCUUUAACCGUGCCGCGAUACGUCUCCGUUUCCAGCCGACAGCGAGUUUCGUUGUCGGAACGCGGCAUGGCUACCACGAACUGGCUCUGAAAGAACUAUCGCAAAUAUGAGUGUCGUUCGGAUGGAGGUGCUGACGUUGCUGGCGGGCGCGAUGAUCGCCGCCGUGGCAGCGACCUCGAGCUGCCCUUGGGCGCAACAGGUGCCCGACCUCGAGAGCUCCUGCAUCUGCGACUACAACCUGGCCAAGGAGUUGUCGGUGCAGUGCGACAUCGUCGACUACGAACAGCUGGUGUCCGCCAUGCGACGAUACGCCGCGAAAAGUACCGUCGACUUGUUCUACGUGAACAACAGCACCGUCGGAACUCUGAAGAACGGCUCGUUCGCGGCGUUCAAAGUGAACAACGUGCAGCUAUCCGGCUGCGAGAUCAAGACCAUCGAGCCGAACGCGUUCGAGGGCCAAGAGAAUUCCUUGAAGAGCCUGAACCUGAAGGACAACGAGAUAUCGGAGGUUCCCAGCGAUAUGCUGAAAACCCUGCGGAAUCUGACGGCGCUGGACCUUUCGAUGAACAAGAUCGCGAGGGUGAACGACGACGCGUUCGCGGGCCUGAAAUUGCUCACGCUGAAAUUGAGCGACAACGAGGUCGCGCUCGCGCCUGCCGCGUUUCGCACCUUGGAGAGAUCGUUGAAGAAUCUGAAUCUGAAGGGCACCAGGCAGAAGAAAGUACCGGAAGCGCUCAGAGGCUUGAAGACCCUGGCCUUCCUCGAUCUGUCGCAGAACAGCAUUCGGGAGCUUCCCGGAUCCGCGGGGAUCGAGGCUUUCGAAGGGCUGGAAUCUCUGACCGGACUGAACCUCGAGAGAAACCUGAUCCAGAACAUCGGCUCGGACGCGUUUUUCGGAAUCAGGAAUACGCUGAGCUCGCUGAGCUUGUUGAACAAUCUUAUUCCAGACUUUCCCACCGCCGCUAUAAACAGCAUUCAAGAUCUUCGGGUACUAGACAUCGGAUUCAAUCUGAUAACGACAUUGCCGGUAAACGCUUUCCAAAAGAACCCGUCGAUAACGCUUCUGGCGAUCGAUGGUAAUCCGCUGUCGACCGUCCCCGAAGAAGCUCUGGCCCGAUUAAACAGGACUCUUCGAGGUCUCAGUUUGGGAGGUCGUUUUCUGGUUUGCGACUGCAAGCUGCGCUGGAUCGUCGACUGGAUAAAAACCAGAGAUUUGCAGGUUACCAGUCGAGAACGGAAACCUCAGUUCUGCGGAAGCCCGCAAAAGCUGCAGGACAAGAGCUUCUAUAACAUCGAUCCGGACGAAAUGACUUGCGAUCAAACGCCGGAAAUCAUCGGUAUCGGUACGGUGGAAAGCGUGGACACGAGAGAGCCGUCGGGUCCUGGAGCAACGGGGACCGGUUACGGUCCGCCUACUCGACCUUCGAUCGCCGUAUCGACGUCGGCGACGAGUACGACGACGACGACGACGACGACGACGACCACGACCACGGAGCUCGUACCCGCCGCCGCCGUCACCGCCGCCACCGAGGAGAAGAAAAUCGAAACAGCUUCCACGACGACCACUUCGCGAUCCAUCACCGGCAGACCAACGGUCGCGCGAACCGGCAACGUGGUAAUAAUGAGAACUUCCCCAGCCCCUCCUAAACACGUUCAGGACCAUUUGCAGCAGCAUCAGCCAAGGCCACCGUUGGUACUCGGCUCGCCCCUCUACAAGUCGAAGUCGAGCGAGAAGGAUAUCGUGGUGAAGGACGUGCUGAGACAGGACAACGCUGUGAACAUCUAUUGGGACACGGAAGCGACCAAUAUAUUGGGUUUCAAAAUUAUCUAUCGGGUGUUCGGCGAGAACAGCUUCAAACAAGCGCCGCCUCUGGAAGCCAGCGAAAGAGAAUUCAAGAUAAAGAACGUCCCGUCGCAGGAAUGCAUCGUGGUCUGCGUGGUGUCUCUGGAGGAAACGAAUAUAACUCCGGCGAACGUUCCCUACAACCAAUGUCGAGAAGUAAGGACAGAGAACUCUCCUACGUCCAACAUGGACAAGAUCACGAUCGCCGCCAGCGCAGCCAUAUGCGCUACGAUAGUGGUCGCUGUGAUAAUAUUCAUCGUGGCGAAUCGUCGAAGAGCCAGGAAACUGCACACGCUGCACAGCAUAGAUCAGACGAAAAUGGGUGGACCUAUCGCCGGAUUGCCGGUCAACUGUUGCUCGAACGUCGGUCCGACGCCCAGUCCUGGCGGGCCGUUGUCCUCGAUGGCGACGCUCAGCGCUUACAAUGCCCAGAAAGAGUGGGACCAAGUGUCCGCUUACAGCAACAGAAGCAUUCCGCGACCGAGAAUAUUUCCCAUAGACCGGCAAGGAUCGAUAACCAGAGCUUCUUGCAUCGACGACGUCAGAUCUCAAACAGGACAUUACAGCGGGAAAAUAUCGACGAGAUCCGUGGCCGACGGACAAUCGCAACACAGCUUCGCCAACGCUUCUACGAGAUACUUCGCGAACAACACUUUGUCGUCCAACCUUACCAACACCAGACCAGAACUGAGACAGUCUCGACAGUCCCUGGCAGCAGCAUCCGACAGAAUGUCGCGAACAAAUUUUUCGCCGAGUCACAUGCCGUCCCACACUUCGUCCAGAAGACAGAGACCGCGAUCCUGCAACCGCACUCUGGAGCAGAACCCGCCGCGACCGGGUAGCCGAUACAGCAUCGCGGACUCGACGCACACUCUCAACAAUUACGAAGAGAACAAUUGGACCGAUCACGACAUGGACAUAUACAUGGCGCGUAAUCCGACCACGAGAGGUGGCCUGAUGCCGCUGUAGCGCGACCCGCCGUGCGCGCAUACGCGUACAUAGUUUUGCUCAAACGUGUUCAGUGACAUUAUCACCGGCGGCUCGCGACCGCUAUUUAGCCUAGCCUAGGUGUAACCAGCGGCGUUAUAGUUUUAAAGAGAUUGCGCGAACAUCGCGUGGUAUAGCCUGAUCGUAGUUGGAUCGGUCCGACGAUAAACGUUCAAAGUCGACCGUCGAGAUAGAGCGAACUCGUAAAAUUACUUCGAGAGGCACGAGGCACGGCCACAGGCUGUUUCGAUAUUAUAUCUCACGGCCGUGAUACCUUCGGUUUCGGAGAUAUUUGUCUGAAAAUGCGACACCGACACCUUGAACAUUCGGCCUCGAAAGUUCAAAUUUCGAUCGAAUCGCGCGCUAUGGCGGCCGUGACGUAUACGUAUAUGUAUAUGUAUUUCUGACACCGUGCGUAUACAAUGUGAAAGUAUUCCUCGUGUCUCGUAGCAACCUUGACUUUUACCUUUUACGUCUUACGUCGUUCAAAUUUAAGUCGCGAACGUUCGGAAGCUCACCCACGACUAUGGAAAGCGUCGCGAUGCAAACGCGAUUUCCAUUAAUCGAUCGCUAUGAAAGUCGGAUUCUCUAAAACGAAGCGUCGCGUAGAUACAGAGACAUGAAACUUGGUUAACGCUUCGUCCACUUACCGAUAAUUAUUUAAUAGUCUUUUAUCAAUCAAAGCACAGUCGUUAAAAAAGCCCGUUAACAGACUUCCGAUAAUUAAAUUGUUCAUUUCCAUCGAAUCGGUAGAGAUACCGGUCGUCGAGUUAAAUAUCAUGUAGCAAACGACAAUUUGUAUAUUUUACGACGAGUGUCGCUUAAAAUCGUACACUGUAAUACUCGUAAGAUACGUAUCUGCAAAUUACUUUUAUUACGUAGUCGAUGCUAAAAUAAUUUACAUUUUUCUUCUUCUUCUAAUAUAUAAUAUAACCCGACCCUUUCUCCUAUUUUUAAAAAGUAAACGAAACGUGCUAUCAUUCGUCGAUGAGUUAUUAUACUUUGAUCGCGCGCGCGGUUAUCACGUAUCUUGUAUUUUUCCAGACUUUGUAAAUAACGAUUCAUCGAUCGCUAUGUUGCCAAAAAGUUCUUUGCAAAUAUAGUUCCAUUUUCGAACUCUUUUCUUUUGAUUAAAAACAUUAGGUAAACCGAAUUUUUUGAAAGAAAAAAGAAAAUCUAUUACAAUUAUUUUGAUAUCUAGAGACUAUGUUAAUGUUUCCAUCAUUUUUUCAUUUUAUUACACGCAUAGGACGUAUGUUCUAUUUACUAUUGUUUUUAAGGAAUUAUGGAAUAAUAUUACGUGGUAAGAAAAAUUGAUAAACAAACAUUUUUAGAGCAUUACGGUGUACCAUUUUAAGUUACACGCGCUGCAUGUAUAUUUAUAGAAAAAUCUGUAAAUAAAUCGAUUCUUAUCAUUUUGUUAUUAAUAUAUUCAAACUGUUACUUCAGAAUCCAUCUUUUAACCCUCGUACGUGGAAUGCAGGGUGAGUCAAAAUAACCCUGCAUUCGUUUCCCACGGCCAUCGAAAAUCAUUCGCCUUCCGAGGGUUAAAUAGUAAUUUAAUAGCAACACAAGUAAUUUACUGAAAUACGAACUUUACCUAAACUUGUGUCGGUAUCGCGCAACGGUAUCUUUUGGCGAAGAUUCGUCAAUGUCCAGUUGUAAGAAUUAAGGUGAUACUCCACGAGUUUACCGUAUGUAUUUUGUCUGCCAACUACGGCUACACGGUAUAGCGAAUAUUACCGUGUGAUAAUCGCGAUUAAGGUAGUUAAGCAGUAGUAAAGCAUUUGAAACGACGCGUUAGAAAUAUGUGUGCAUCGUGUGUGCUCGAAUCGAACGCUGAGAACUCGAUUGGCUCGGACAUACGAUCUCUAGAAGCAAUUUUACGUGUAAACUGUCAACGAGCCGGGAUCGAUGCGUACGAGCGAUGGAUGUGUUCGCGCGCGUAUCCAAAGACUGUAUCAUAUACAUAUAGAAGCCGUCUACAGAGAUCGAGCUUUUACGCGCAUGUUACAAAGAGAAAUGUACUUGUGUACAAAGUAUUUCGCGACAUGCGAUAUAUAUCUUGGUAAUGACAGAUUUUUCUUUUAACGGUAAAAAGUUUUUGUAUAUUUUUACACAGCGACUACUUUAUAAGUACAGUGUUCGAAUAAAUAAUUGAAAUCCAAUGCACGGCAA